AUGGGGGACUUUGUCGUUUACGCAGUGUGCAUUUCUGUCUUCUUCGCUGUCCUUCUGAACUUCGACUGCCGCGACGGGACCAAAUUCCCCUGCAUGUUCGCUUCAGACCGAGACGGCAAGCGCGAACCCAACUUUGUGUACUCAAGUGAUGUCGACACCUUCGUAAACCGAAGCAGCGUGGAAGUGUGCGUGGAGGACAUUGUCAACUUCGUCAACAAGCGCCGCAUGGGUCCAGAUGGCGUCAUCGGGACGAAUGAUGACGCUUUGAACCUAGAGCAGCAGGUGGCGAUGCUCUCUGCGAUGCUUGAAGCAAACUUCCACGGCGGCUUCUGGGCAAGCAGCCCGUGGACCUACAAGUACCACGACGGCGCGGCGACGCUGGCAAAGCUGCUCUACGCGGACGGCGACGAGUACCUGAUGGUGUCUGGCUCGAGGACGGGCUACACGGGGAUGAUCAACGACCCCUACAUCACCAAGUCGUUCUUUGCAGUUGAGGGCGCCCUCCGCCUGCAGCGCCGCGCUCCGCACCGCGCCAUCCUUGUGGCGCCGCUCCUCAGCCAGCGCGGUGUAGAGGCCCGCGUCGAACCCCUCAGCACAGAAGGCGAGCUGUGGAGAAGUGGAUUCCGAGUCAAAAAGGGCCGGAAAGUGGUCUUCAGCUCCGAGACGGCCUCAGACGGCGCGAUGGUGCUCGAGUACGGCUACGGCUCCGUGCCGUCUGCCGCCCUGUGGUCGUUCGUCCUUCCGCCGUUGACAAAUGCCUGGGACUGGCGAACGAGCUUUACGUACGCGAGGCUGCUGGGCGAGUCUUUCUACCGAAACUCCAUUCUGCCGGUCAUCGCGUUGCUUCUCGACAAGGAGGAAGCGUGGCAGGCUCGCAUGAACUUCUCCAACCGCGUCUACAGCGAAGAAAGUUACGAGACGGAUGCGGAGCGAGAGGAGGCGGAGACGGGAGAAGACACAGCGACUGCGGAGUGGCGGCGCGACCCGGAAGCAGAGGAGGGAGCGAAGGCGCCGGAAACGCCUAGGGCAGACGCAGGCAUCGCGAAGGGCAAGUCGACGCCCCCACCCAAAGCUCAAGAGACUCAGAAAGGCGACGCAGCCCCGAGUGAGGAGGAGGACGUUGAAGAGGAAGAAGACGACGAACCUCUCGAGCGACACGACGAAUUGUAG
Messenger RNA from Besnoitia besnoiti, 1170 nucleotides. RefSeq lists its product as uncharacterized. The transcript is spliced from 7 exons. The record is from RefSeq and is a predicted model, not a curated record. NCBI's taxonomy places the organism in Eukaryota, Apicomplexa, Conoidasida, Eucoccidiorida, Sarcocystidae. The coding region runs from base 1 to 1170 and encodes 389 amino acids.